Messenger RNA from Trichomycterus rosablanca, 2035 nucleotides. RefSeq names its product O-acyl-ADP-ribose deacylase 1 (gene oard1). The coding region runs from base 44 to 745 and encodes 233 amino acids. NCBI's taxonomy places the organism in Eukaryota, Metazoa, Chordata, Actinopteri, Siluriformes, Trichomycteridae. The record is from RefSeq and is a predicted model, not a curated record. The transcript has 6 exons. Gene Ontology annotation, biological process: peptidyl-glutamate ADP-deribosylation.
AUUGUAUUUUGAAGGUUGUCUGGUAUUUAAGGUGGUUGGGGUCAUGGUGCUGUGCAGGCCACUGAAGUUCCUCCACACCAAACUCUUUAAACCGUGUUUAUGGGCCUCACUUUGUGCGAAAAGACACAGUCAUGGUGGAAAAGAAAAGCACUCUCGACUCACAGCAAGAAGGCCCUGGGUUCGAUUCCCAGGUGGAGCAGUCCGGGUCCUUUCUGUGUGGAGUUUGCAUGUUCUCCCUGUGUCUGCGUGGGUUUCCUCUCACAGUCCGAAGACAUGCUUUCAGGUUGAAAACAAGCUGUGCUAUAAGGAGGGAGAUCUAUUCUCAUGCCCAGACACAGACGCACUGGCACACUGCAUCAGCAUGGACUGUAAAAUGGGAGCAGGUAUCGCCAAGAUCUUUAAAAAGAAGUUUAAAGGAGUAGAGGAACUCUUGGAACAAAAAAAGGAACCAGGACAGUGUGCUGUACUUAAAAGAGAUGACAGAUUUGUGUACUACCUGGUUACAAAGGAAAAGUACAACCAUAAACCAACAUACCGGACAUUAAAACAAAGUCUGGAGGCCAUGAAAGAUCACUGUGUUAAAAAUGGAGUGUCUCGAUUAUCAAUUCCUAGGAUUGGCUGUGGUUUGGACAAGCUGUGUUGGAAUAAAGUGUCACUGAUGAUACAAGACGUUUUCCAAAACACAGAUGUGGUCAUCACUGUAUACUUACUCAAAACUACAGAGACUACAAGGCGUAAUAAAUAAUCAAACUUCAUUCAACACUGGCUGGAAGUAGGGUUUUCUUUUGCAGAUCAAGGUGGAUAGGUCUGUGUCCUCCUUAAAAAAAGCUUGGUGCCUCUUUUGUAUUAUACCUAAAUUAUUCGACCUUUAAAGAAUUUUAAAGAAUAAGAAUUUUGUGGGAUUGGAACCUCCUAUCAGUAACAUCGGAUCAGCCUUUAUACAGAGUUGAUGAAGUCAUGGAGUUGUGAAAGAGGUAGCUUUCAGAUCUGGAAUCCACAGGUUUCUUUGUUGAAGUUAUUUUUGGUGGUGGUGGGAGGGGGAGAACCAAAAUAAGUCAUAGAGGAUUUUGGGUAUAUAAUGCAAGAAAUGUGUACAAAUAAAAAGCCAAGUCAGUGUUAAUAAAAACGUUUUUGAUCUUCUAUAGCACAUAUAUACUGUAUAUUAAUCUACACUAUAUAUUCAAAAUGUGGACACCCACUCCUAAUCUUUGAACUGAUCAAACCCUACCAGUUGCUAACAGGUGUAUAAACAGAGCCCUGACCUCAAUCCCAGCAUGUCUGGGAUGCAUUAAAAUGUCAACUGCAAACCAGGCCUUCUAAUCAUGUCAGGGCCAGUUCCCAUAGAGCUACAAAGAGCUACAAAAUCUUGUAUAAAGCAUGUUCUGUAUGUAUGUGAGAGAGAAUGAGUGAUUUUCUUCUUGUAUCAUCUUCAGUUUUUGCUGGGUACUCCACUGGGUAUUCCACCUGUAAAUUGCUUCUAGGUGUGUGUGUGAUUGAUCGAGUAAAUGCAUGUAACUGUGUGUUGCCCCGUAUUGGAUUUGCAUCUUGUUCAGGGUGAGUGGCACUGGUCCCACUGCAACCCUGACAAGGAAAAACGACCUCUGCUGGCUGGUUGAUGGCGUCUGAUGGAGCCGAGGAAUAAUGCUGAUCAGGGUGUGAUUCUCCGUACACAAAGCUGAUUCGCAUAUAAAUUCGCCUCGUAUAGAUGAAAAGAUGCAGUUGGCAACUGCACGUGUUGGAGGGGGCAUGUGUCAGUCUCGAGCUCCUUAAUUGGGGUGGGGGUCAGCUCCGGUGGUGAGGAAGCAGAACGCAAUUGGGUAUAAAUUGGACGCGCUAAAAUUGGGAGAAAAUGCAUUAAUAAAUAAAUAAAUUAUAAUAAAUAAAUAAAAUAAAAUUAGAUUGUCUCAGUUAAAAGUUACAUUGCACAACUUUACAGUUUUUAUCUUAAUGUAUUAAAAAUUAAAACAUGAUUGAAUUCAUGUCACAUGGGUGAUGUUUUGUUUCUGUUUUGUUUAAUAAAAAAAACAACAUAUAA